UUUCAAGCACCGGUAUAGAUAUAGAUCCUAUUAUUUGACAAUUGAUAUUGACAUUUUGAAUAUGACGUGUUUACAAAUCAAAUAAAAACAACAAAUCAGCUAUUUUUUAUAUCAAUGGUAAAAAAAUGUGAUUUGUAUGAAAAAAUCUGGUUAAAAAAUGUAUUCUUUGGUUUAUGGUUUUUACAAACAUAUGGUACAAAAAGACGAAUUCUGUGUUUUAAUAUUGGGCCUUGAUAAUGCAGGAAAAACGACUUACUUAGAGGCUGCAAAAACGAAACUCACAAAGAACUAUAGUGGAAUACAUCCCACAAAAAUUACAACAACUGUUGGACUCAAUAUUGGCAAGGUAGAUGUGGCUGGAAUAAGGCUAAACUUUUGGGACUUAGGAGGGCAAAAUGAAUUGCAAUCUCUAUGGGACAAGUAUUAUGAGGAAUCGCAUGCAAUAAUCUAUAUUGUCGAUUCAUCAGAUAGAGAAAGAAUGGAUGAAUCCAAAGAUAUCUUCGAUAAGAUGAUAGCUAGCGAAAAUUUAAAAGGAAUACCUCUACUAGUAUUAGCUAAUAAACAAGAUAUACCUGAAUGUAUGGGUGUAAGAGAAGUUAAACCAAUAUUUAAUAAAAAUUCUCAUUUGAUUGGUAAGAGGGAUUGUAUGGUGAUGCCAAUUUCAGCAUUGACAGGUGAUGGUGUAGAUGAAGGAAUUAGGUGGUUAGUGGACUGUAUAAAAAGAAAUGCGUAUUUGAGGCCUCCUAGAAAUCAAGAAGAAAUGUAAUUUAUCUACGACACAGACUGGAUUAACUAUAGUAAAUUUAAUUUAAAUAUUACUUUUUCUGUUAUUAUUCUUAGGUUUCAUUAAAUUUUUAUUAAAAAAUUAUUAAUACAUUACAGAAGGUGGAC
Molecule: messenger RNA, 891 nt
Organism: Psylliodes chrysocephalus
Lineage: Eukaryota; Metazoa; Arthropoda; Insecta; Coleoptera; Chrysomelidae
Source: the annotation of a GenBank genome assembly